Molecule: messenger RNA, 840 nt
Organism: Diprion similis
Lineage: Eukaryota; Metazoa; Arthropoda; Insecta; Hymenoptera; Diprionidae
Gene: SsRbeta
Product: translocon-associated protein subunit beta
Exons: 4
Coding region: 127-705 (192 amino acids)
Cellular component (GO): endoplasmic reticulum; membrane
Source: RefSeq, a predicted model, not a curated record
GGCAGGCGACGCGGCGCCGUUGGCACUUUCGACAGUUUACUUCUGCACUUUGCGGGACUGACGUAGUCGAUCCAGUAAUUCCAUGGUCAUAGGCUGGCCAUCGUCUCCCUCCGUUAACAGUAAAACAUGAAGUACUACGCUGUGUUACUUGGGCUCGCUGCCAUUCUGGCUAUCGGCCACUGCGAAGAUGAAGUAGAUGAAGCUGCUUACCUAUUGGUAUCCAAACAAAUUCUGAAUAGGUAUCUCGUCGAGACAAUGGACAUUGUGGUCAAGUACACAGUUCACAACGUCGGUAGUUCUGCUGCGCUGGAAGUUGAAAUAACGGACAACUCCUUCCAUCCCGACAAUUUUGCACACAUUAGUGGGGAACUAAAUGCUAGAAUUGACCGUGUUCCUCCAGGCACAAACGUCAGCCACACAGUUGUUGUAAGGCCAAGGAAAUACGGUUACUUCAAUUUCACUGCUGCUGAGGUCUUAUAUCGCCGCACUGAGGAUGCUCCCAGGAUGCAGGUUGCCUUCAGCAGCGAGCCUGGCGAAGGUCUUGUUGUUGCUUUCAGAGAUUAUGACAAGAAGUUCUCUUCUCACGUAAUUGAUUGGGUAGCAUUUGCAGUGAUGACCCUGCCAUCAUUGGCCAUUCCAUUUGCCCUGUGGUAUUCUAGCAAGAGCAAAUACGAGAAACUUUCAAAGAGCACCAAGAAACAUUGAUCCUCUAACAUCGAACUACUAAAUUCAUUUCAAUCGCGGUGUACAAUAUUUGUAUAAACUCUGCGUGAUUGUGAGAGGCAUGACUGUUUCAUUAUAAAUAAUUAAUUUUUUUUAAAUAAACGCUAUUUAUGAUAA